This is a messenger RNA of Protomyces lactucae-debilis, 1080 nucleotides long. Its product is annotated as thioredoxin-like protein. Lineage: Eukaryota; Fungi; Ascomycota; Taphrinomycetes; Taphrinales; Protomycetaceae. The transcript has a single exon. The coding region runs from base 25 to 651 and encodes 208 amino acids. Gene Ontology annotation, cellular component: cis-Golgi network; cytoplasm; fungal-type vacuole. Gene Ontology annotation, biological process: cellular response to oxidative stress. Gene Ontology annotation, molecular function: glutathione disulfide oxidoreductase activity. The record is from RefSeq and is a predicted model, not a curated record.
UGAUACUCACCUUGAUCGCUAAGGAUGCCAGCAGACCUGCGGCCCAGGACUGUCAGGCGACGGCCAACAAAGCGUCUCUACUUCCUCGCACUCGCUUUUGUCUCUCUGCUCAUCUACUUUCUCGCCUUCAGCUCAUCCGAAAGUGCACCGAAUCUCAUUCGCGAUGAAGCCAGUGCUGCGGCGCGCGACGCGGAGACACACAAGCUUGUGCAUGAUUUGAAGCAAGCGGCAGCGGAUGGUGUUGCCACUGUCAAGGAUGUCGCGCGUGAUGCAGCGCGCAAAGUAGCAAACAAGGGCAAAGCAGCUGUCGCGUAUGACCCUGCAGCUGCGUUGCAAGAGAUGCUGUCAUCGUACCAGGUCAUCCUUUUCAGCAAGAGCUACUGCCCGUACUGCAAAAAGGCAAAGGCCGUCCUGGAAAAGUACACCAUAUCGCCUAGCCCGCUCAUUUUUGAGCUUGAUAUCGAGAAGCAUGGCGCAGAAUUACAGGGAGAACUAGCCAAGCUGACAGGGCGCAGUACUGUGCCGAAUCUGGUCGUGGGCAAGACUUCUCUCGGUGGCAGUGAGGAGAUUGUCGCCCUUGACAAAUCUGGGAAGCUUGCAAGUGCGUUCAAGGAGAAGAGUGCAGAGGUGAAGGUUCAGCUAAACGCAUAAGCAGAUUGAACUAUGCAAUGACAUUCAUGACUAUAUUCUCAGCGCAUGAUGGAUCGCAUCGUUGUCAACAUAUCGAGAAUUUGCAGGUGCUCGUCUGCGCCAUCAUUGAGCCGUUUGUCCGUCAAGCUCAAGUACAUGAGUAUCGCAUUCUUUUGCUGAUUCGUGAUGUGCUCGUCCUCCACCACCAAGUCAUGCAAUUGGCUCAUGAUUUGAAUUGCAUUGUAGCCUUCCGCGACGGCCUCCUUCGUCAGCUUAUUGAGAGCACCGAACGCUUGCUUCUCCUUGCACGCCCGUAAUAAGCUCUGUACGACUCCCUCUGGUACAGUCCCGGCGAUUUCUGCAAUAGAAUCGAGCGUAAUCUUAGCAUCGAGAUUGAGUGUUGUGUCUCCGUCCAAAUCAAUUGUCGUGCUCAGCAGGGAACGAUGCAAC